Molecule: messenger RNA, 687 nt
Organism: Drosophila subobscura
Lineage: Eukaryota; Metazoa; Arthropoda; Insecta; Diptera; Drosophilidae
Gene: ND-ASHI
Product: NADH dehydrogenase [ubiquinone] 1 beta subcomplex subunit 8, mitochondrial
Exons: 3
Coding region: 75-602 (175 amino acids)
Cellular component (GO): mitochondrion
Source: RefSeq, a predicted model, not a curated record
AUUCCCAUCUCCAGCACAGCUGUGUUUCUGAAGGAAAGAGAAAAACUUUGCAAUUUUUUGGAAACGAGCUCGCAAUGUCGGCGUUUGUGAAGUCUGUGUGCCUGGCACAGAAAUUGUGUGCGGCCAAUCCCGCCCUGGCCCGCCAGGCGGUGCGCAGCAUGGCUGGAUGGAACAAGGACUACAAGCCAGCACCAUUCCCAAAGACAGAGAAGGAGCGCGAGGCGGCCGCCAAGAAGUACUAUCUUCUGCCCGAAGAGUACAAGCCCUAUGCCGACGACGGCUUGGGCUAUGGCGACUACCCGAAGGUUGGCGGUGGCCUCGGAGUGGAGAACAAGGAUAGCUACUAUCCCUGGGACUAUCCCGAGCACAAGCGUAACCUCCACGAGCCCGUCUCGGCGGAUCACGACUUGUACAGCGAGGAUCGCUACUCGCAGGCCGAGCAGCCGCGCUACAGCACCUCGUACUACGUCUGGUGCUUCGUGGGCGUCAUGUCCGGCUGCCUGGCCCUCUACUACUGGCUGGAGGACAAGAAGAUGUAUCGUCCCGUGGCCGCCAAGCAAUACCCGGCUGCUGGCGUCAAGCACUACACCUUCGAGAAGUAACUGCUGCGGGAGGGGACUCAGUUCUGACCCGCUUCAUAGGCCAUUUAUCCAAGCAUCUGUAAAAUUAAACUGAAGACAAACCCAA